This is a messenger RNA of Sorghum bicolor (sorghum), 1249 nucleotides long. RefSeq lists its product as uncharacterized. The record is from RefSeq and is a predicted model, not a curated record. Lineage: Eukaryota; Viridiplantae; Streptophyta; Magnoliopsida; Poales; Poaceae. The coding region runs from base 37 to 672 and encodes 211 amino acids. The transcript has 2 exons.
GAGCAGAGCAGGUAAAAAUAUGUGAAGAGAAGGUCAAUGGCGUGGGUGUGGGCCCCCGCAGAGCGAGCGAGACACGCAGGUGGUAUAGUUACUGGAAUGCCCCCCGCCGCGCAAGCAUCUCUCGAAUCGAACAAGAGAGAGAGGAGAGGAGACAAGAAGAGACUGGAACGCCGGUGGUGGUGCGUCACCUGUGACCUCAUGCCGCAGCCCUCCACGGCGCCGUUGCCGGUCGUCGAUGCCCCUCCCUCCAGCGGGGUCGACGGGAGGUCGUCGUCGCCCGAGGUCAUCCUCGACUCCGGCGCCGCCAUGCACGUCACGGGCUGCGGGGAGCUGCUCUCCGGGCCGACGACGAGGCCCGCGCCCCAAGGAAGCAGGUCGUUCCGCACGCGCGGCGGCGAGGUCAUGGACGCCGUCGCCGUCGGGUCCGUGGCCACGCGGCGGUUCCUCGUGCAUCAGGUCUAUCAGGUCCCUGGGCUGCCGCUGGGCCGGGGGCAGCGCGCCGUCGUCGUCCUGUCCGUGCGCCAGCUCACGCGGCUGGGCCUCGCCGUCACCUUCGGCUGCGAGGCCUGUGACGUCAGGGACCGCGGCACCGGCGCCCUCGUCGGGGAGGGCCACCUGCGGGAGGAGGAUGGCUUCUACUACCUUGAUUACCUCAGGGUCCCUCUCCCUUAAAGCUAGCUGAGCCCUUUUUGCCUCGCCUCGCCUCGCCUCCAUGGUCGCUGGCGUCUGCCAGCAGCCAGCAGGGGAAGGCCAUUCUCUGAGGAAAAAAAAAAAUAUUGUUGGCUGAUUUCUUGCGAGAGAAAAGUUCCAUGGAGAAAAGUUCCUUGGCUAGCUUCUUAUGAGAGAAAACUUCCUUGGCUAGCUAUGCAUGCAGUAGAAUGGGUGAUGUUUAGAGAUGGGGGUGGUGUUUCAAAUGGAUAUCCGCGGUUCUUCUCUAGUGUAAUUUAAUGAACUAAAUGAAAAAAAAUGAGAGAAGAAAUUAUUAGUUCGUUAAGUUGGACUAGAUAAGAACCGUGGGUAUGCAUUUGGAGCACCAUUCCCAUCCUUAGUGAUGUUAUAUUUGUUUGGUGUCGUAUUUCCUUCCCGAUUCCCAAUUUGUUCACCCCUUGCAAAUAAGCACGCUUGUAUCGGUGUUGAUUACUUUAGGAUAUGUCUAAUACAGGUUAGAUUCUCAUGCUUGAGAGUUUGAUUUCUUCCUCUAGACUAGAUUAAUGUUAAACCCUUUAGCUAAUUAACACUAUCGGAGUUC